CGGAGAUAUAAAAAGGAAUCUCGAAUAACAGGUUUAGUCACUCUCUGUUGUUGAGCGUCUAAAGACGAACGUUUAAAAAAUGAAGACUCUCCUGGUACUGAGUGCUCUAAUUGCGGCUUGCCUUGCUACUCCAAGAGCUGGAUUACAUGACGGCUUCGUGGCAAAGUGGUUUCCUAUCAAAUUUGUCCCGAACACGUUGUACGACAUUCCCAGGACCAAAGCCGAAGUUGACUCGGACAAGAUCACCUGGGUCGAGGUUCCUGGUGACGCUGGAGACCCAUUCACAAUCCACUGCCAAGAGGACAAUGAGAGGUUUUGCAUAAUUUUGGACCUCAACGGAUUCAUUGCUGGAGAGCAAUACAGUAUUCCAGAUGAGGAUACUGCAAAUACCAAUGGUAGCUAUCCUUUCGAAUUGAACCCCUCAUUCCGCAGGCUGGUUAGAUUUGGACGCGACGUUUGGACUGCCACCGCAUUCUUUGUGUCUCCUAGUGUUUUGGAUGCUGGCGGUAGAAAUGAUCUCAGCGAAGGAACUUUUGUGGAGCUUUGGAUUCAAAAGAGCAAUAAGUACAGCGAGGCUGUUAAAAUCCCUCUCGACAGAGCCGAGUUGGUUUCAACUACCAGAUACGUGCUUUGCGGUUGCAUCAAGGGAAUGGGUAUCCAUUACUAUGAUAACAUGGGCUCAAAUGGAAGCUGCACUGAUUUCGAUCCUUGGUUCCUGAUGUACAACGGCAAUGAUUUUGUUGGACUGGGCUUCCAAAACUUUGGCGAGACUGUUGUUCGUCCAGGCAUUCGCAACUACGAUGAAGACGUUCCUCUAUCCGCAGUGCAGGCGGUUAUUCCUGAUGGUCCACAAUGUCUUUUUGACUGGGUGGUUGAUUAUUCAGCCAUUUCACUGCACACCUUCUUCAUCUCCGACCCCUUGGGCACAAUUGUUUGUGCUUAAAUUUUGAAGGAGAAUUUCAUGCAAAAUAAAAUAAUCCAUUUUGCCGCAAGAUAAA
Molecule: messenger RNA, 998 nt
Organism: Neocloeon triangulifer
Lineage: Eukaryota; Metazoa; Arthropoda; Insecta; Ephemeroptera; Baetidae
Exons: 6
Coding region: 80-943 (287 amino acids)
Source: RefSeq, a predicted model, not a curated record